Mangifera indica (mango) is the source of this 1630-nucleotide messenger RNA. RefSeq lists its product as uncharacterized. NCBI's taxonomy places the organism in Eukaryota, Viridiplantae, Streptophyta, Magnoliopsida, Sapindales, Anacardiaceae. The record is from RefSeq and is a predicted model, not a curated record. The transcript has a single exon. Bases 694 to 1128 code for a protein of 144 amino acids.
AAAUACACACAAAUUUCUAGAAAUAUUAUAACGCAAUCCCCCUUUACCGACUUGAAAUACAAAUGGUGACAAAAAUCUUCCCAACAUGAUUCCAAUUCCCAACAUCAUUGCAACAACUUGAAAAAUCAUGUAGGGCCAUGAAUCCAUGACCCCACUAUUGUUGAAUUGCUUUGCAGAAGCAAGCAGGCAAGCUCUUCAGAAAAAAACCAAUGUGGGCAGUUUGUACAUGGGAGGUCCGGUUGGCACUCACUCGUCUCUAUAUCUUAAAUUUCACUCUAACAGCCCUGCCCAAGUUCAGUUCCUAAAAAAAGUUUUUGUUUUCUUUCAGAAUCAAUAUGGCUAUUUUACAACUCAUGAUUAUGCAAAAUUCGGACUUUAUAGUUGAAUAGCCGGUUUUACAGUUCCAUGUUUGUUUAAUCCAAGGAAUUUUUGUAUCUAUCUCUCUUGUGUUGCCUAUAGUGUGAAGAUUCAAAAGGGUUUUGAUAGUUAGCCGCUGUGAUGAUGUGUUUUGAUUGGUAAAUUGAGUUAUUUGAGGUCUUUGUGGUAAAUGAAGGUGUUAGGGUUCUUACGGAUUGUUGAAAGUGUAUAAAUUUAGUCAGAUUUAGGGUUUUGACCACUUCCUUCAUGUGCCAGUUUCUUCUGUAGAUUCCCAUGUUGUUGAUUUGAACUAAAGUUGGAUUGUUGAUAUGGUCAAUGGGCUCAGCUGGGUUCUUUCUGAUAUGUAUUUUGCAUUCUGUUAUAGCUCUAACAUGUGGAACACUGAUGAUGUUUUACACCAAAGAGAUUUCAGUGUUUAGUCAUGGUAUUGAGGUUGCAAGUAAGCUUCAAGGCUCAACACCUCAUGAUCAGCUAUUGAUCCAAACCUAUGACUCCUUUUCUGGGUUGCUUUUGUUUGCUAUUGGAUUUGUGUUAUUUAUGGUAGCAUUCGUUAACGAUCGAGAAUUCCAGAGCUUCUUUGCAAAAGGGUGUGUUCUUCUUCAUAUUUCGGUAGCUGUUUGGAGAGUUUACUUUGGAGGGGUACUAGAGGAUCUUGCUCAUGAUUUGCCUAGGCAGGUUGUUGGUGAUAUUGCAUUAGCUCUUUCAUGGAUUUUCUUUCUUGUGUAUUCAUGGAAAGAGAAGUAUGAUUAGUCAAGAUUUUGCAUUGUCAAGUGCAAUUUGGUUAAUCUGGUAAAUAGCCUUUAAUGGAUGGAACUCUGAAUCUGAUGGUGGGUUGAAAUUGUUGAUGUGAAUCAUAAUCAUAAUUGUGUACAACUCUGGGUUUUUGCUAAUUGGAGUUUCUUGUAUUCUAUUGUAGAUUUCUGGGUGAAACUUUAUUGUUUCAUAUAUUUGAGAGGAAAAAAAACUGUGUACAAACAAAUUGUACAAAUUUAUCCAUAUAAAGUGAUGUGGUAGAACUGGAAUCUGGGUUAUGCUGUGUGCAGAACUCUGUUUUGGAUUUAGAACAUCCAAGUGCUAGAAACUGGGAUUGCAGAGUUCACUUGAAAUUCAUUUGAGGAUAUUGAAUAUGCUUCAGUUUCUGUUUAUGUUCAGCAGACUUUAAUCUGUUCUUUUAUACGUUUUUUAAUUUAAUGAAAAAUUCCUGUAAAUUCUCUUCAUCUUUAUAUGAAAAUGACAAGAAAAUAUAUUCACA